This is a messenger RNA of Exophiala oligosperma, 1232 nucleotides long. RefSeq lists its product as uncharacterized. The transcript has 2 exons. NCBI's taxonomy places the organism in Eukaryota, Fungi, Ascomycota, Eurotiomycetes, Chaetothyriales, Herpotrichiellaceae. Gene Ontology annotation, molecular function: enoyl-CoA hydratase activity; delta(3)-delta(2)-enoyl-CoA isomerase activity. Gene Ontology annotation, biological process: fatty acid beta-oxidation. The coding region runs from base 231 to 1070 and encodes 279 amino acids. The record is from RefSeq and is a predicted model, not a curated record. Gene Ontology annotation, cellular component: peroxisome.
GUCCGUCUAGAGCUCAAGAAACAACCUCGGUGCCUCAUCGACUAAGUAAUCACGAUUUCGGAUAUACCAUGAUUUUAAUCUCAUUGAUACAAAAGUAACGACGACGGCUUUCUACUCAACGUUGUUCUCUCUUAUUCAGUAACAUUCCCCUUCGUGUGUGACUUUUCGAUACUUCGUACUCCUUGUACGUCUCAAGACGCUCUUGAACUCCAGAUCCAGAUCCAUCAAAAAUGCCUCCGAUACCACCAUUGUUUGUCCUCCCGAUCCCUCCAUCAUCGGCCACUUCGGCGACUCAACAGCAAGGGAGCUUCAUCUGUACACAGGCCGCUCCGCAGGUCUAUCUGCUUUCAUUCUCGUCCCCGCCCGACAAUCGCCUCACCCCCGCCUUCAACGAGACCUUUCUUCUCGCACUGGACAUCAUCGAACACAAGUUGCCCAAGGGGGUCGUCGUCACCACGUCUUCGAUCCCAAAGUUCUACUCCAACGGUCUCGACUUUGAGAAUGCCAUUCGAGACCCCAACUUUUUCCCCGGCAGCCUGUAUCCACUCUGGAGGAGACUCAUUACCUAUCCCAUGCCGACCGUUGCUUUGAUGAAUGGACAUGCGUUCGCGGGUGGCCUCAUGACGGCAAUGAUGCACGACUAUCGCAUCAUGAACCCCCACAAGGGUUUCGUGUGCCUGAACGAGCUCGACUUCGGUGCGAACCUCCAACCCAGCAUGGCUGCCGUCUUCCGGGUCAAACUGAGCAUGACCACCUUCCGGAACAUGGUCCUCGAGAGCAAGAGGUAUCCGGCCCUGGAGGCGUUGAAAGAGGGCAUCAUCGACGGCGUGGGUGGCGUCGACGAGACGCUGGCCUUCGUCGGGGAGAUGAAGCUCACCCAAAAGGCCCAAGGCAAGUCGUACGGGAAGAUGAAGGAGGAAAUGUACCGUGAAGUUGUCAAGGAUCUGGACGAGGGCAGUCAAGCCCCCAAAACUUUGGCCGCCAGAGACCUGGAUCGCAAUCGCAGAGACUUGGAAGCAAGGAAGCGAGUCGACGACUAUCAGGCCGUCGUGCAAAGGUCGAAGUUGUGAUUUCUAGAAAAUCAUGUCCCUAGUGCCGGCACGAGGCGCGUUGUACUUCUUGAGUGUUCGUGCAUAUUGUAGGUUUUAUAUAUUGCAUCGACGAAAACGGUGAUGAUGGUUUAAUUCAAAGGUACAAUAUUCAAGUGUUACCACAGAGAACGGGGUACGUAC